AUGGCUGAACAGCUAUGUGAUUUGCUUGGCAUGAAGGUUGAUGGUUUCUUACGGUUGACCGAAGUCCAUGUCUUGCCCUACCUAGUUUUGACACGAAAACGAGACAUCAUUUGCAGAAUCGGGGCUAGUCGCAACGAAGGCGAGUCUGCUUUCGAUGUUUGCUCAGAGAAGAACAACCUGGCUGCAAUUCUUGCUUUCCUCCUAUCUCAGCAAUCAGACAAUCCGGAGGCUAUGAUAAUGUCUCUUCUAGCAGAUGUAGAUCCCGCUUUUAAGGGUCGAUCUUUGGCGGAAUUGGUGAGGAUUGAACCAAUCCUCAUUGCAUGUGACUUGCUGAAGAGCCUGGGUGAUGCGGGCGAGCAAAAGAAAGAGAGGUUCAACCAAGCUCUCCAUCGAUUAGCCACGUUUGUUCCGCGAAAGAUUCCACAUGGAAGCUCGUCAAAGAAAGCGGAUCUAAGUCACUUCAUCGAGGAGCACGUUCUCGGUAUUAUCACACAAUUCGCAAAUGCCAUUAACGACUUCCAAGUGAGACAAACGUUAGCAGAGAAAAGAAGAAACAUCAAAGCCAUCGAAGAAAUGAUAAAGAUUGCCCAGGGUCAUGUUAGCAGUGCAUUGCCUCAGGUUUGUGCAUGUCUUCGAUCCGCGCUUGAGAUUGAAGAACUGUGUGAUUAUGCAUUCUCCGCGUGGAAGACAUUGAUCAGUUCUCUUGGCGAAGAGGACCUUGAGCCAAUAAUUGAUCAGACACUAGCGAUUGUGAUCAGAUAUUGGGAUAACCUGACCGAAGAGAGCAGGAACAGCGCAUGUAAACUCAUCGAUCAUAUCUUGACUAAUCACUCGAGUCUUGUACGAGAUACCUUCGACACGAUGCCUUCUCUUGCAUCCAUUCCGGAGAUGGCUGCCUUUGAUGCCAAAAUCAAUGACAUGAGAGCCCAAAUGGAUGUCCGAAGUCAGUUUCUGGCAUUAAUUAGACGCUGUCAGAGUGAAAAUGCCACCGUUGUUGAACAAGCUCUAAUGGAGUUGGCCCCUUUUCUGUCAGCAAAUGAGGAGUUUCUUCAUGACUCUGUUCUGAGUGAACAGCCAGACCCUGUGAUUGCUCAGCUGACUAGGUCAUUGUUGGACUGCUGUGUCAAGUUCAGUACCACCUCGGACAGCAUUACUCUAUUUUCGGCCCGAUGUCUAGGGCUUGUCGGCUGCCUCGAUCCAAACCGAGUUGAAACAAUCAAAGAGAAGAAAGAUAUACUUGUCUUGUCCAACUUUGACAGAAUGGAAGAGACAGUCGCUUUCAUUAUUUUCUUCCUCCAGCAUGUUUUGGUUGAUGCAUUCUUGUCUGCUUCCAACACUAGGGCUCAGGGUUUCCUAGCAUGGGCCAUGCAAGGCCUGCUCAAAUUUUGUAAACUGAAUGCGGUACUGACCCAGCGCUCUCGCGAUUUGCAAGGCGAUGAAAAGUAUCAACGCUGGAUGGAGCUUCCAGAAAGUGUUCGCAACACUCUUACGCCAUUUCUUACAUCUACCUAUACGGUCACUGUUGUGACCAGUUAUACUGAGGUCAACUAUCCACUCUUUUCCCCUAAAUUGACUCACAGUGAGUGGCUUCGAACACUGGUACAAGAUCUUCUACAAACCGGGAAUGGAGACAACGCAAAAAUGGUAUUCUCAAUAUCAAGUCGUGUUGUGAAGGGUCAAGACAUUUCUAUCUCUUCAUUCCUUCUACCAUUUGCAGUCCUGAACCGUAUCGUUGGAGGGACUGUACAAGAACAGCAUAAUCUUCAAUACGAACUGAUGAGCGUUCUUUCACAUCCUAUUCCGGAGACAAACAACAAUGCUCGCGAAACAAUCAUGAGCAGUAGUCAGAUCAAGUCGGUCGAAAAUCUCGUAUCCUCAAUACCGCCCGAGAUCAUUUCUAAGCGAGCUGUUGAAUGUAAAUCAUUUUCCAAAGCACUUUUCCACUGGGAACAAUACAUUCGGAAAUCCAAGGUCCACCCAGAAUCACAAGAGAGAUUCGGCCUCGAGCCUCUAUACCAAAGGUUACAAGACAUCUAUAGCCAGAUUGACGAACCUGAUGGGAUCGAAGGCAUUUCAAGCCACUUGUCUGCACUAGACAUUGACCAGCAAAUCCUUGAGCACCGGAAAGCUGGGAGAUGGGCCACGGCGCAGAGUUGGUAUGAGCUACAACUCGAGAAGGAACCUGACAAUGUCGAUGCGCAAUGGAAUCUUGUGACCUGCCUUAAAGAAUCUGGCCAACAAGACGCCAUUCUCACUCGCUUUGAGGUUCUCAAAGAAAAUGAGUCAGCCGCUUCACGGUUCCUGCCCUUUGCGGUUGAAGCUUCCUGGAUAAUGAGCAGAUGGGACAAGCUAGAGGGUUACCUUGACCUUUGUGCCAAACAAGGAACUGAGGAGUUCAACGUUGGGAUAGGCUCGGCCCUUGACGCUCUUCGUAGAAAGCAAAACGAGGCAUUUACUGAUAAGAUCAAUGAACUCAGGCUCACUGUUGCCCGGUCACUUACCACAAAUUCAGUGGCAUCGCUACAAGCAUGCCAUGAUGACAUGCUCCGAUUACAUGCUUUGUCGGAGGUCGAAUCCAUUGCCAAAGCACAAUCAGGUCAAUCACGCCCGGGCUUGCUGGGUGCCCUAGACCGACGGUUGGAUGUUCUGGGUGGCUACCUUUCCGAUAAACAAUACCUAUUGGGAUUAAGGCGAGCAACAAUGGAGCUAGCGGGCGAGUUUGCAGAUUCUGAUCUAUCUGCUGCAUGGCUCACCAGUGCUCGCCUUUCUAGGAAAGGCAAUUUCAGCAGUCAAGCGUAUCACUCUAUGCUCAACGCAGCACGGUUGAAAGACAGAUCUGCUUCCAUAGAACACGCGCGGCUCCUUUGGAAAGAUGGACACCAUCGAAAAGCUAUUCAGACCCUAGAGGGUGCGAUUUCUGCUAAUGAAGUUACCCCGAGUGCAUCUUCUUCAGUCGAGAUUGAAGCCAUGUCGUUUCUCUCAGGUCAUGGGCAGCACCAAAAUGAGUCUACUGCUCUCGCUCAUCUUAUGCUAGCUAAAUGGACGGACAGGGCUGGUCAGACCCACUCUCAGGCCAUUGUCCAGAGAUACCGAGAGGCCAUCAAGUUGUAUCCAAAGUGGGAAAGGGCACACUAUUACCUGGGGAAGCAUUACAACAAAAUUCUGGAGUCUGAGAAGGCCAAGCCCAUGGGAAAGGAAGCUCAGAUAUACUUGAGUGGAGAAGCCACAAAACUUGUCAUUGACAAUUAUCUUCGCUCGUUGACAUAUGGGACCAAAUAUGUCUUCCAGACCUUGCCCAAGCUUCUGACCCUCUGGCUUGAACAUGCUUCGAUUAUUGAACAGCCCAUUGAUCCGAAGAGAGGCGAUAAUGAAGAAUUUCAAAAACAUACGCAAGCGCAGCGGAAGAAGAGCCUCGAUGAGAUGCAUGCACAACUGAAGAAAUUCAUUGACAAACGCUUGCAGGCGGCUCUGGACUACGGUAACAAGUCAAAGGGUGAAUCCUCGGCAGCAUCCGAAAUCCGUCGCAUGAUAACCCAAGGUACAAAGUUCUCAGAGGAACUACUCCAACUCUGCCUUGCUCCAGUAGAGGAAAAGUCAUCUCGAGUUCAACUCGGCCGCAAUCUAGGGUUUAAUCAUAAAGUUGCGCCAUGCCGAUUAGUGGUGCCUUUCCAGGCAAUGUUGAUUCCAAGCCUCCCUGCUAGUCAGAAUAUUGAGUACAUCAAAGGCUUCAGGGCCUUCCCUCGGGAUCCAACAACGAUUGAGGCUGUUUUGGAUGAAGCACAGGUUCUGAAUUCGCUUCAAAAGCCACGCAAGAUCAGCCUGCGAGGAUCUGAUGGGAAAAUCUAUAAUGCACUUUGCAAGCCCAAAGAUGAUUUACGCAAGGAUCAACGUCUCAUGGAAUUUAACAACAUGAUCAACCGGUUUCUUAAGAGAGACGUCGAAUCCAGCAAGCGGCGCAUGUACAUCAAAACAUACGCUGUGACGCCUCUCAACGAGGAAUGUGGUCUUAUUGAAUGGGUUGAUAACCUCCGCACACUGAGAGAGAUCGUCAUCAAGUUGCUGCGCGAAAGAGGCAUUUCACCAAACUACAACGAGAUCAGGCAUAAUUUGAACGAAAUCUGUGCUGAUCGAUCAUUUGCCAAGUUACCCUUGUUCACCACUAAAAUCCUAGCGAAGCUCCCGCCGGUUCUUCAUGAAUGGUUCAUCGAGAUGUUUCCUGAAACAGAGGCGUGGUUUACAGCGAGACUGAGGUAUACACGGUCUUCUGCUGUGAUGUCAAUGGUGGGAUAUGUUCUUGGUCUGGGCGAUCGACAUGGCGAAAACCUUUCAUUCGAAGAAGGAACAGGCGGUCUCCUACAUGUUGAUUUCAACUGUCUCUUUGACAAGGGUCAAACAUUUGAGAAACCCGAGGUAGUACCAUUCCGAUUAACCCAUAACAUGGUCGAUGCCUUUGGCGCCUACGGGUACAAUGGUCCCUUUAGAAGGACUUGUGAGAUUACGCUCAGCUUACUACGACAAAACGAGGAUGCUUUGAUGACUGUCCUCGAGACAUUUCUGCAUGAUCCAACAACCGAUUUCAUUGGGAAGAGACGUCGCACCCAUGUGAAUGUCCCGGACACACCAGCUGGCGUCUUGGAAGAUGUUCGAAAUAAACUUCGUGGCUUCAUGUCUAAGCAGCCCAUUGCACUUUCGGUGGAUGGCCAGGUGGAUGAAUUGAUCAUACAAGCAACGGAUAAGAAGAAACUGGCGUCUAUCUGCUAUAGCUUGGGCUCCGGCGUCGGCGAUGCCGCGAGUCUGUGCGAGGACUACCUCUGUGCGGCGGUGGUGAGCGAGAUCGAGAGGAGUAUGACCGAGAACGAACAGGUGAUCGCGAUCUUGAUGCAGUCUGGGGUCUAUAGAUGUCAUGGCGUUCUGCAGGUCGACCGCCUCCGUGCCGUCUGGGCGGAGAUGACUGGCCUGCAAAUGACCCUCGGCCAUAUCUAG
Penicillium digitatum Pd1 is the source of this 4983-nucleotide messenger RNA. The record is from RefSeq and is a predicted model, not a curated record. Lineage: Eukaryota; Fungi; Ascomycota; Eurotiomycetes; Eurotiales; Aspergillaceae.